Oryza brachyantha (malo sina) is the source of this 2847-nucleotide messenger RNA. Its product is annotated as BTB/POZ domain-containing protein NPY1-like. NCBI's taxonomy places the organism in Eukaryota, Viridiplantae, Streptophyta, Magnoliopsida, Poales, Poaceae. The coding region runs from base 704 to 2557 and encodes 617 amino acids. The record is from RefSeq and is a predicted model, not a curated record. The transcript has 4 exons.
CGUUGUAAAGGCUGCUGCGCCCCUGGAACACUAGUAGUAGUAGCACUGCACCACUAAACAAGUGAUUAGCCCAGCUAAUUGUUGGAGUAAGUAGCGAUGUAUAUAUAUAAUCACAGGGAAAGCAAUCGCAGGAGGAGCAUGGUCAUGGUGGCCGUGGCUGGUAAGUAGUAUUAUUAGUGCGUUGAAGUGAAGAAAAGAGGUGCAAAGAUCAGAGAGAGAAGAAAAGAGGCCCGUCUAGAGAGAGAGAGAGAGAGAUGCAACAUUGACAUUGCAGUUUGCAAGCAAGGAGAAGGCGGCUUUGUGCAGAGAAGAGAGAGAGAGAGGGAGAGGGAGAGGGAGAGAGAGAGAGAGAGAGAGUUAAUAAUAUCCCAUCAUUCACGCGCCACGGCAUCAUUUGGCAACUCCUCUCUUCGAUUCCACAUUCCCCUUCUUCUUUAAUUGCUCCGUUUUAAUCCCUCUCCUCCUCACCAACCGCUGGUAUAGUAGUGGUUAGCAGCAGCAGCAGCAGUCGCCGGGCAGUGAUACCACCGCUGUUCUUUCUUUCUUUCGUUCUCCUCUCCACGGUCGCGGUUGCUGCAGCUGCGGUGCUCUCUCCCGGCACGGCACGGCAGGAAGCUGCCCUGCUUCUCGUGGCGUGUGCGUGCGCGUGUGCAUGGGAAGGAGGAGGAGGAGGCUCUGAGGAAGGGAGGAGAGGGGGGAGAAGAUGAAGUUCAUGAAGCUGGGCUCCAAGCCCGACGCCUUCCAGUCCGACGGCGCCGACGUCAGAUAUGUGAUUUCGGACCUUGCAACAGAUGUCAUUGUGCAUGUCAGUGAAGUCAAAUUUUAUUUACACAAGUUCCCACUUCUAUCCAAGAGCAGCAAGCUUCAGAGGUUUGUUAUUAAGGCCACCGAGGACGGGACUGAUGAGGUCCACAUAGAUGGCUUUCCUGGAGGAGCAACAACGUUUGAAAUAUGUGCUAAGUUCUGCUAUGGGAUGGUUGUUACCCUCAGUCCCCACAAUGUUGUUGCAGCAAGAUGUGCAGCAGAGUACCUUGAAAUGACCGAAGAUGUGGAAAAGGGGAACUUGAUAUUCAAAAUCGAUGUCUUCAUAAAUUCCAGCAUCCUCCGUAGUUGGAAGGACUCUAUCAUUGUUCUCCAGAGCACAAAGGCACUAUUACCAUGGUCUGAGGAGCUGAAGGUCAUCGGCAGAUGUAUAGAUGCUAUUGCUUCAAAGACAUCUGUGGAUCCAGCUAAUGUAACCUGGUCUUAUAGUCACAGCAAGAAAGGAAUGGGCUGCACUGAAAUAGUUGAAUCAACAGGAAGAACAUCAAUAGCUCCUAAAGACUGGUGGGUUGAGGACUUGUGCGAACUUGACGUUGACCUUUACAAGAGAGUAAUGGUUGCCGUCAAAUCCAAGGGGAGAAUGUCACCUGAAUUGAUAGGGGAAGCCCUUAAAGCAUAUGCAGUUAGAUGGUUGCCAGAUUCUUAUGAUGCCUUGGUUGCUGAGGAUUACAUGAGAAGGAACCAAUGUUUGGUUGAGACUAUAAUUUGGUUGUUGCCAUCAGAUAAGACCUCAGGUUGUUCUUGCAGGUUUCUCUUGAAACUGUUGAAAGUUGCUAUAUUGGUUGGAGCUGGGCAACAUGUGAAGGAAGAACUUGUGAGGAGGAUUAGUUUCCAGUUGCACAAAGCUUCUGUUAAGGAUCUCUUAUUACCUGCUGCUUCACCCAAUGAUGGUGCACACGAUGUUAAGUUAGUCUAUAAUCUUGUGCAGAGAUUUGUUGCAAGGACCGCAAUGUCUCACAAUGGUGGUUUUAUUGAGAAAUCUGAUGAUAAAAUGAUUGAGCUUAACUUUGAACAAGAAUCCACCUUGGCUUUAGGAGAGCUCGUUGAUGGCUAUCUAUCUGAAGUAGCUUCAGAUCCAGACCUUUCACUGACUACUUUUGUCGAACUAGCAACAGCAGUUCCAGAAGCAGCUAGACCAGUACAUGACAGAUUGUACUCAGCAGUUGAUGCAUAUCUCAAGGAGCAUCCAAACAUAAGUAAAUCCGACAAGAAGAAGAUCUGCGGUCUGAUAGAUGUCAAGAAGCUUUCAACGGAUGCAAGCAUGCACGCCACCCAAAAUGAUCGCCUACCUCUCCGGUUGGUGGUGCAGGUCCUCUUCUUCCAACAGCUGAGGGCAGGCUCCAGCAAUGCUCUUGCUCUAACUGACAGUGGGGUUCACUCUUGCGCAAAGCCACCAAUGCAAGAUCAAAGCGACAUUUGCGAAAGACGGAUACCAAGGCAUCCGAACUCGCUGAGCAAGCAAGCGACCAGCCUAAGUGCGAGAGAGGUCGAACACCGGAACAGCGAGCACAGGGGGGGCAGGAACAGCUUCAAGGACCAGCUGGGAGGCUUCCUGCUGCAGUCAAGGUCCAGGAGGAUAUUUGACAAGCUGUGGAGCAGCAAGGGGCAGGGGGAGAAUGGCAAAGGUUCAGAGACUUCAGGUAGCUCACAGAGCCCGCCAUUGUCGGCGAAGCCUGUAGAUGUGAAGCCCUCUCCCCUCCCACCUCUUAGGAACAGGAGGUAUUCUGUUUCAUAGGGUUCUUGUGACUUGUUUUGCUCUCGUAAUUUAGCUCUGGGUUAGGUUGUACAGAAAAGAUAAGUUACCAGCUGGCUGCACAUCAUUUUUGUGUUGCUCCUUGCUCAAUCGGUGAAGAGAAAGGGAGGGUAAGGGUGUAAGCACUAAGCAGUUCCACCUGCUGCUUUCUGUAUGUUUAUCCAAGUUGUAGCUUACCAUAGUGUCAUCUUGACCUGAGGGAGAUUUGCUAGUGUCUUCUUGGAAAUGUCUCUGAAGAACAAGCCACAAAUGUUCUUGAGAUUGGUGUUUAA